AUGACGGUGGUAGAGCUUCCCAGCUGCAUCGCUCAGUGCUCGCAGAGUAAUGGCUCCUACCUGUGCUAUGUGCACGAGCACGGCGAGAGCUUCAGGCAGCUGCAGCUCAACGGCAAGGACGCCAUUAACCCCUACACCAGGUACGACGUCGAGGUAUCGCGGGGCCAUAACGGCAGCGGCCUCGUGCACAUCCGAUGCCGCUACAACCGUAAGUACUGGGUGACUCGUCAGCGGGGCGACGCCUGGUGUAUCGCCGCCGACGCAGACGAGCCGGAAGAAGACCUGACCAACCCCAAUUGCACUCUGAUUAAACCAAUCAUUGUCACCACCACUGAUGACAGUGGUGAAUCCGUGAUGACCGUUCGGUUAGUACCACUUGAUAUUACUCCCUCCAUUCCUAAAUAUAAGUUCGUCGUCGCCGGCGACGACGACGUGACGCGGCGGCGCAUGACCUUCGCCAAGGACGACGCCUCUCCAUGCAUGCUCGUGGUGGACGACGAGCUUGACCACCACGACAGCGCGGGGGACGCGUUCACCGUCCUCAACCUGGAGAACAGCGCCAGGCUGCUCCCCAGCUUUGUCAUGUUCAAGGGCAACAACGGCAUGUUCCUG
Messenger RNA from Triticum dicoccoides, 612 nucleotides. RefSeq lists its product as uncharacterized. The record is from RefSeq and is a predicted model, not a curated record. Lineage: Eukaryota; Viridiplantae; Streptophyta; Magnoliopsida; Poales; Poaceae. The annotation marks the transcript as partial. The transcript is spliced from 2 exons.